UGGAUAUUGCACUGGACACUGGUUCACUCAGGCGUCGGCUGCUAUGAAGGACACUACUACUGCUAUGUAAAGGCAAGUAAUGGCCAGUGGUAUGAGAUGAACGAUUCAUCGUGACUCCCACUGAUAUUCGUUCUGUGCUGGACCAACAAGCAUACCUGCUGUUCUACAUCAAGCAAGGGACAACACAUCUGAAAAAUGGAGAUUUCAACCACAAGGGUUUUACUCCAAGCCACUCAUCUCCCCGGCCAGUUGUAAGACAGAAGCUAAAUGGGCAUUCUUGUACCUCCUCACCUAUAAUUGGCCCACAGCUCCCUCACAUGCUAAAGAAUAAUUCAUAUGUGAAUGGCAACGGCUCCUCGAAGGAACAUAACAAUGGCUUAGAGCCCAGCAGCAGUGGCAUUAGUGAAGGGAACACCUCCGAUUUGUCUUCCUAUUCCUCCACAACUUCAUCCUCCGAUUCUGAUCAUCCCGUCCAACCCAGGGUCAAAAUGAGCUUUAUUGUUGCCAAUGGAGAGGUGACACAGUGCAACCGGACCUUAUCGUCUGCAUCAACCUCCAGCAGUCAUUCGUCUCCAUUCACAGCUGGUCAUCAGCAUUUUCACCCUUCAUCUUCUACCUCAAAAUGCCAGCGCUCCAAGCAGGUCAAUGGCACAUCCUCAUACUGCACUGCUACUUUCCUGGUUCCUUAUGAUGAGAAAUCAUCUCAUGAGUCUGGCCUGGAGAGCAAAUUCUCGGACAGCAGCACGUUUAAGCCUCAUGGUGUUGCCAAGACAGCCAUUGAGAACGGUGGCAUGCACAGCCCUCUUUCUCAUAAUUCAAGCUCACCUUCACCCUGCAGAAAUCCAACAGACUCUCAGAGAUCCAACAGCCUCUCAGAGUCUUACACAGGUGCAAAUGGUUCAGGACACAGGCAUGUAAAUGGCCAUCACAAAGUCAACGGCUUCAAACAUUCUGACAAGACUUCAGACAGUCCUGCCUCUGCUUCUUCCAUAACUGACUCUGAUUCGCAGCGUGUGUCAAACUGUCCCAGAUCAGAGGGCCUUCUUUCCCCAUCAAUCAGUACGGAAAGGCCUAAACCACUCACCAACCCUCUUGUUCAGCGUGUCUCGAACCCAGCACCCACACUGGGCACAGACAUCCAGGCAUUGUCUAAGCCAGCAGAGGUGAUGCCUAAAACACAGUUGACCUUAACAGAGGCGUCAAGUAAAGAGAAGGCCACAAAAGAGUCUGCUGUGAGCAAUCACAAUCUCACCCAGCAGAAGAAUGAUAAACCUCCAUCACAGAGAAGUCCCAAGAUGGCAAAUAUCUGUAAACAAACAAAUGGCAAAGACAACAUGAAAAUGUGUCAGUCUGGCAAACCCAGUUCUUUGAAACGGAAAAGAUCGGCUGAGCGCCAAGAGCAUUACCGAUAUUUGACUACCAAUCAGGACAAGGAUGGAGAAAAAAAGAGCAGUCGAAACUACAAAGAGCAUUAUGGAGACAGCCAUCAGUCAGAAAAAGAGUAUUACCCACCUAGGAAACACUUCCGCAAUUCCUCCAGAGAUAAAGAGGCAGCUCAGUACUGGGACAAUCUAAUCUCUACAUUCCACCAUCUCCACCAUCCCAAGUAUAGUGUAAGAAUUGUUGUUAUAUUUGAUAUAUAUAGUUAUCUAUUCAUGAUCUUAUCUUAAGCUUUUUCUUCG
Molecule: messenger RNA, 1682 nt
Organism: Silurus meridionalis
Lineage: Eukaryota; Metazoa; Chordata; Actinopteri; Siluriformes; Siluridae
Exons: 6
Coding region: 318-1670 (450 amino acids)
Source: RefSeq, a predicted model, not a curated record